Molecule: messenger RNA, 2144 nt
Organism: Solea senegalensis (Senegalese sole)
Lineage: Eukaryota; Metazoa; Chordata; Actinopteri; Pleuronectiformes; Soleidae
Exons: 6
Coding region: 272-976 (234 amino acids)
Source: RefSeq, a predicted model, not a curated record
GGCCAAGCCUGCUCAACCUGUUUUUAAUUCUUCUUGUAAAUCAGGAAGAUGUACACAUUCUUUCGGCUUCCCUGCUGUUCUUAACUCGCCACCUGCUUGGACUGAGAGGAUGGACUGAGGCAGUGAGUGUCUCAGACUCGGCUGUGUAGUGAUUCCUGUGCCAAGUAAAGGACUUACACUUGACUGACAAAGCUGCUGUUAUAACUUUUGGGGAAGUUCCACUCACGAUUAUUCUAUGGAAUAAAAGAGAGAGACUGCAGCCUAAAACAAAAUGGAGAAGAGGAGGAAAGUCUCUCAUUUCUGCUCUCUGCUUCUGGCUCUUCUGCAUAUCACCACACCUUCCUCAGCUCAAAAUACUACCACUGCCACCUCCACUGUCCGUAGCCCAACCACCACUACCACCGCUACCUCCACCUCCACCUCAGCACCCAGCCCUGUAGCUCUUGGUUAUCGUACACGCCCAGCUAACAUUACAGUGGUGGUGGGAGAACCUGCAGAGUUUCGCUGUGGAGUGCCUGAAGACUCUCCCAGUCUUGUGUUCACUUACUACAGUAGCCACGGCAACUACAGCAUCACUUGUCCAAAUGGCCACGUGGAAGAUAUCGCCCAGGCCCUCUAUGGAAAAUGUGACGUGAAGAACGGAGAGCUACUGGCUGUGUGGACCCUGCAGGGAACUUCUUUCUCUGAUAAUGACACACGAGUCGUCUGUCAGCAGCCAAACAAUCCUGACUCUCUUACAGCUGUGCUAAAUGUUUAUGAUAAUGGCACUGCCUUUGCCACUCUGAUCGGCUGUACCAUCGGAGCCUUCUUCGGCAUCCUGUUGGUGUUUGCUUUAUCUUACACCAUGAUCUGGAGAUCUGAGCGGUGCCAGAGAUGCUUCAGGGGAAGUGAAAGAGAGGAUGACAUGAUCACAAUAGUAUCAAAGGAUGACACCAAGACAGAAGAAAAAGCAAGAAAGAAAAUCGAAGAAUUCUGAGAAAGAGGUGAUGAAGAUGUGUCUUUGUAAACAUUUCCAGAGUUGGCAUCAUUCCACCUUCCUCUCCAACCAUAAAUACAACAGGAAUGACUUGUUCCUACUCUGGAGAUGAGAACAGACUCAUGUCUGAGCCGCUAUAUUUUCAGUUCCUUGUUGUGCUCCAACUAAACCUUGCACAUACUAUGCACAGUCCAACUCUUUAUAACACGACACUUCUCACAAUACAACAAGAUGAUUAAACCUUCCCCAGUUGUGCAGGGUCAUGAUUCCAUAUUAUUCCUACAUUUAUGAUAUGUCUAUCACAUAUGCAUGUAUUUCUGUGCUCUCUAAUGUGAUAAAAGCAGGGAAAAGUUUACAUGUCAAGUUUGUUGAAAGGACAGUCUAAAUUACUGGUCAAGUAUAAGUGAAGGCAGAGAGGUUAUGAAAGUGCUGAGUGUGUGUUUGUGCACAUGGCUGACUUCUCUGUCACAACACACCCAUGGAAAUAAGGGACUCACUGAUGAUGAGGGUCCAGUUGUAUGUGAUACCAGGUAAGUCUGCUGCACUUUCACAGCCUGUCCACAGGAGGGAAGCACUCACUUUUUUGAUUAGGAAUUGUCAAACGUGUUCACAUAUGCAUAUGCGGACUGCUAGUACUGUACUCUUAGAUGACAGAAAAAGAAAUAUGUGGGUUAAAAAAAAACAUUACAUUUUUUUUUUUUUCCUGUUAUUAAAGGGAUAGUGUGGUUGUAUGAGGUAUUGGCACAUUAUCAACAUUGACUUUGAUGUACUGAUAUCUUUUGCAAUUACACUUCAACUAUCUUUCCACUUUCAACUAUCCCUUUAUGUCUAACAUUGUCCAAAUAUGCAAUAGCAUUGUCUUCUGCAGUCACAGAUGUGUUCAAAACAAAGAAAACACUUUGGUUCCAAAAGCCUUGUCCGUGCUGAGGUUAGUCUCUGUCUAAUGGUUAAAAAAUCACAUUACUGUUUGAAAUUCAACUAAAAAAUUAGUUUGUUGCAGUUAUUUAUUCUUUGUACAUUCUCUGCUGUGCCUUUUCAUAUCUUUAAAUGUUUUGUUUUUAUUUUAUUUUUUUCUUGUUGAUCCUGCACAGUCAAUGCACUUGAAAGGCUUUCUGCAUGUUGUACUGUAUAUGACACAGAACCAGAUUAAAAUUGCAAAUGACCAAAA